AUGUGGUUUACAUCACAGAAGGAGUUGUAUGUGUAUGAUAUUCGAGUAACGCACGAUUCAUCCUCCAGCACCUCGACCUCACUGGUUCCUGACACGCCACUACCUCCGCGGUUAUCAAUACCAAACGCCCCGAACUCUAUAGACGAUGUGCAAGCUAUUUCGUCAUGGCAGGGUUUGUAUCAAGAACGCCGCGCAUGGGCAAUCAAGUUGGCGGAGGAAUGUGCUCGCCUCAAUUCCGAGGCUAUGGCUCGAUACGAUGAGAUGGAUGUCAUGAUCAAGUGCUUGGACGCCGCCGUUGCAAACCUCGAGAUCAGUGUCAAGCAGAUUGAGCCCAAGUACCACGAGCUGAAGAAAUGGGUAGAACCCGCCUUGGCAGAACACGAGAACCUGGCUUCCAUGUGGGAACCACAUAUUCGGCUUGCUCGAAACACCCCUAUCUCGCCCGUCAUGGUCAAGUUCAUGACUCAAGGGAAAGUGACCAAGGGGAGCGUCACCUUGGAGGACCUUAUUGAGCCAGAGACGGCUAGGAAGGCUGCAAAACUUGCACCUACGGCUCGCCGUAGGUUUGUCGAGAAGGCUGCCACGUUGGACAAACUGGCGUCUCAAAUGUAUCAGGGUUUAGAGGAGCUCAUUGCAGACUUUGACAAGAUUAUGAAUCGUUCGGCUUUGGGUCACAGCACUGACACGGCUCAACUACUCGAUGAUAUCGAAGCCGUGGUUAACCAGAUUGACUCAGACUAUCGCACAGCCCUGGGGUAUAGCGGCUCCCAGAGAGACCUCGCACAGGCAUCCAAAACAGCAUCAAAUCAUACCGAACGACUUGUCCCAUCUCUGAAGAAGAGAGCUAAGGAAAUGGACGACUUGGUACAGUACGCCACACUGGCUCGAAAUUCUAUUGCCUCGGAAUCAGUUAGCUGCAUGCGGACUAUUACCGAUGUAACCUCCCUACAUAGCAAUUUGCGAAGCCAGAUCAACGUUCUAAACCAGUCCGAAGACGACAUGACCACCUUUGAUUACCUCCGACUUAUUCAUCAGCUCCCAUAUAUGUAUGCAUCGUUCGUUGUCGAGGCUAUUCGUCGACGUGAAUGGGUUGACAAGGUCAAAACCGACUCUUCCACACUUGCCAACGAAAUGGCGCUGUUCCAGGAUGAGGAGUCAAAAAGGCGAAGGAAAUGGCAUAAGAUGGUGGGAAGCAUGUACGGACCGGCCUUGGAUUCGCACGUCAUUGGCCUUGAGGUGAACCUUCUGGGAGAAGACUUGCCCUGGCCGUCAAUAAACAAGGAUGAUUUGAACACGUUCCUCCAGACCCUCCAAGAACAAGAAACAGAUCAAGCCAUUCUCAAAGACAUCGAAAAGCUCGUUCAAGAACUCAACAGUCCCACAAAGCAGCAGUCAAGACGGCUCAAGGCAUUUAAGAAUGGCAGUGUCCACGAAGCGGCUCUAGGCAGAAGUGGGCUUAUGAUUCGUGGGGAUGAUGAUCUUCUUCGCUCCUUGCAAGACGACAAGUGCAAGAUGGAAAGCAAGCUGAGGACGGCCGAAAGCAGAGUCAGACGUCUGGAGGACUUGCUCCAUAGGCAAAGCCAAGCAUCCCGGCCCAGUAACUUGUUUCAGCCUCAGAAUCAGCAGCCGCACGAGCGGCGAGAUUCAAGUUCGUCUGUCAGGUCGAAUCGACUAGAUGAUCGUCGGCGAUCCUCCGAUGGAGCUGACCCUCUUCUACGAAGAAUUACCCAGCUAGAGAAUGAGCUUCGAGAGGAGAAGCAGAAGUCGACGCGCAUCCAGAAAGAUCUCAGCAGCCGAGCAACAGAGCACGACGACAUGAAGGACCAGAUCCAAGAAGCUAAUUCUACCAAAAAAGACCUGCUUGGAAACAUGGAGGCUUUGAAGCGCGAGUUCAUGGAGGAAAGAAAAUCUUUAGAGGACGAAAUCAAGAUGCUAAAGGCUCGUCUGGAAGAAAAUGAAGAUGAGAUGGAACACUUUGACGCGUCUCGCGAGAAUGAGAAGGCUGCAUUCGACGGGAAGAUUCAAGAGUUCGAAUCAAAAAUCGAAAAGUUGGCCAAGGAGAGGACAGAUGAGGCUUUGAAAGCUCAGGGUCAGGUCGAGUACCUUCGGAAAGAAGCGCAAAAGCAUCGUGAACAGCUAGACACAUCGAUACGGCAGGCACAAGAAGCCAAUGAGGAAAUAGCCACACUAUCAAAGAAGCUCCGGGAAGCAGAAGAACUCAACCAAAGUCAACUAGAUUCACUCCACAAGAUCCACGUCGAAUUAUGUCCCGAAGAAGCUGCUCCUACUGAUUUGUCAGAUCUGACGGAGUCGUCUCUGUCCCGCAUUGCAAACCUGGCAGCACAAUUGCGGGACACUGAAAGUGAUUCGGCUAUGGCCAAGGCGGAUCUAGAGCAUGCGUUGACAUCCGUCAAGGGGUUGAAGGCAGAGAUAAGUGACACAAAGGCGAAGCUCGCCACGGAAGAAGACGGCGCGGUGCAAUUGCGCGAGGUUGUGUCGGAGGAGAAAUCUAGGGUGGUUGCUCUUGAGAAUGAGCUCACAGCCGCCCGGGAUGACCUCAGUCAACUACGAGCGAAGUUGUCCGCCGGCGAAACAGGUUCUGAAACGCUACAGAAAAAGCUUGAAUCAGCGGAGAAGAAGGUUAGCCAACUGACUGAAGACCUGGCAUCUCGUCAGUCCCAAGUUGGCAGUCUGGAGGAAGAACUCCACUCCAUCAAGCAAAGAAUGGAAGACAUGCAAACCAAGUCUUCGGACUUGACCGCGCACUAUGAUGCAAGAGAUACGCGAACCAAGGACCUCACACAGAGACUCUACGCUCAGAGCGAACGUCUCACACGCCUUCUCGAACGUUGCGGAUACGUUGUUGCGAGAAAGCCAGGGGAGAUGACCAUCACCAAAGUUGUACGAUCGGACCGGACUACUCAGAACCCCAACGAUUCUUCGGAUCCUGGGAAUUCCAUACGUCGUUCCAUCAGCCUGGGCACUAAGUCGAUGGUGGAUAGUGCGGAUCUGGAAUUGAUGUAUUGGAUGAAUGCGAGCGACGCAGCUGCUGAGUCGGAGAAAUACUGCGCAUUCGUAGAAAAACUUGGGUCCUUUGACAUAGAAGUCUUCUCCGAAACAAUUUACAUGAGAAUCAAGGAAGCAGAGCACAAGGCUCGGAAGUGGCAACGAGAAGCCAGAGCCUACAGGGAUCGCGCGCAUACUCAGCAGAAAGAUGCGCACGAGAAGAUUGCAUUUAAGAACUUCAAAGAGGGCGAUCUAGCCCUGUUCCUGCCUACGCGUAACCAGCAGGCAGGGGCAUGGGCAGCUUUCAAUGUUGGAUUCCCGCACUACUUCCUCCGUGAAACUGAUGCGCACCGUCUUCGCCAUCGAGAGUGGCUUGUGGCAAGGAUCUCUCGUAUUCAGGAACGUGUAGUUGACCUGUCCAAGAGUCUUCAGCCAGCGAACGAUUCCGAGUCUAUCAACGACGAUGAGAAUGACAACCCCUUCCAGCUAUCAGAUGGCCUACGAUGGUAUCUCAUCGAUGCACAGGAAGAUAAGCCUGGCGCACCAUCAACACCCGGAAUGGGCAAAUCAACCGUUGCUUCCAAUAAAGUUGAAGCAACGGCCGACAUUCAGUCCCUUCCGAUGAAGGCCAAGGGCAAGAAUCGAGACAGCAUCGCGAGCAUUGAGGGGAUCAAUAAGAGCCUUUCAAAGAGUUUGGAGAGCAGACGUAGCAGCUCUGGAUCGAAGAAGGCUCUGCCGUUCCCAACAGCUGGCGGGACAGCAUUGCUGAAGAGUAGUGCCUUGGCCAGUGAAACAAACUCCCUCCGAGCCGUUGCACCAGAUUCCCCAGCCGGAACGAGUCCCGUGCAAGCAGGAGCUGGACCAUUGUCAAACGGCCCAUUUCAAGCUAGCAGCUCUGAAAAUAUGACGAGCACGGAGACACAAAAGGACACGUCUGGCAAUGAGGGAGGCGGUCUACAGCCUAGAGAGUCGUCAGCACAGGGAGCCGCAGGAAGUUCUUCCGAGGUACGAAAUGUCGACUCCCUGCUAGGCCCGUAA
Molecule: messenger RNA, 4044 nt
Organism: Metarhizium acridum CQMa 102
Lineage: Eukaryota; Fungi; Ascomycota; Sordariomycetes; Hypocreales; Clavicipitaceae
Source: RefSeq, a predicted model, not a curated record